This is a messenger RNA of Acipenser ruthenus (sterlet), 8071 nucleotides long. RefSeq names its product mucin-3A-like. The record is from RefSeq and is a predicted model, not a curated record. Bases 5519 to 6640 code for a protein of 373 amino acids. The transcript has 16 exons. NCBI's taxonomy places the organism in Eukaryota, Metazoa, Chordata, Actinopteri, Acipenseriformes, Acipenseridae.
AGCUAAUUAGCUAAGUUUGACAAAGCUCUGAAUCUACUUAGGAGGGAGCAAAGCCAAAGUCGCGGAAAGAACUUUGAAGAUGCAAUCUCUGUUUCCUGCUUAACGAAACCCUUCUCUUUUGAAGCAGUUCUCAAUCUGAAAAUGUUGCAGAUUCGCCUUCUGAAGUUCUCUUUGCUUUUAGUUUUAUUUCUGACAGGUUUUCAAGAGAAAGCAUGGUCUUUCGAAGGAGAACUUUCAACCAUUUUGGGAAAACAAAGAAGUAAAGACCACUCAAAUGCUCAAAUGGAGUCGACCGUAGCUACACUGCCACCUCUGACAAGAAAAACGCAACCGCUGUACCUCCACUUUACACAUAUUCAGCAAGCAUCUUCAAAGAUAUCAGCUUCGGCUCAGAAUAAACCAAGAACUGCAAAACUAUCUGGGUUCCUACCCAACAGCAGGUUCAGACGGGAGCCAGACUUCAUCCCACCAGCUGCAGAUGGUCCUCCCUCUUUUAGAGACUUCACUACUGAAACACGUUUGGCCAAGCUGGCAGCACCGCAGCCCAGAGGGACUGGAGUGGUUGACAGUGUAGAAAUGAGAGCCUCAGAACGUAUAAGCUUGUCAGGAGAACUCCCUCUCUCGAGUUGGUUGACAGAUUCAUCCUAUUUAAAGAUGGCUAAAGUGGGUCACACAAAUCAGCUUUGCACAGGGAUCCAUUGUCCACAAAAGGAUAACAAUGGGCCAUCUCAGCUUGCAGAAAUAGUCUGUAAGCAGUGCUUUUACAGAAGAAAUUGCCCCAUCACCAGCUUUUCCUCCAGCCCUGGAUCGAGAUCUUCCUGUAGACCAGGACACGUCAGUGUCAGAUAUACCUAAUGCCAAAAUGGAGGCUGGACCUUUAGGUUCACCUAGUAAAGAUCAAAAGAUUCAUAAAACCACAACAUAUAUGCACCAUAAACUGUUUAAAAGAGAAAACAUUGACUUUGGACCCAGACUUGAAAAUGAUGUGUUGAUACCUAUGUUCCCAUUACCAGUGAAUAUUGAGAACGUCACUGAAGGGUCCAGCACUGUGAGGCCAGGCAGCUGUCAUAAUCGGUCCCAUAAGAAAGCCACAAUCCAAGGGAUCCUUUCAGGGCAACCUGCCAGUUUGCUGGAAGCCUUGGGCAAGUCUGCUGGGGGUCUGUCUUUGAAUCAAAAUCUAGUGGUUGAUCCCAAGGAUGAAAAGUUUAAAGAUCUACAAUACAGAAGAGCAAUUGCAGUUUUCACUUGUACCUCAAACCCUUCUCCUUUAAGCCCAAAUACUUCUCAUAAAACACCCAGCACACAAAGAACAUUAACCAACAGAACUAGUACUUCAUCUAUAUUGGGGUCACUGAAUGUUGCUGCCCAUAUGGUAACAGUGAGCAGUCCCACUGAGUCUAUUACUACGCCCUCAUUUUGUAGCAUUUUUAUAUGGCAGCUGUCCUGAAACACUAUGUAUGAAUGUGUUAAUUAAAUGGAAUAGAAGCUAGCAAGCCUCUGAAACAUUAUCAGGACAGUGCUACAGGUUGUAGUCAGUGAAGUGGUCACACCGUCGCUUUGUUUGUGAAAAUUCAUCAUGCAUGACUCCCUGAGAACUGUUCUGGGUGAUACAGUAUUCACUUCCUUCAGUGUUUGGGUCGUUGUGCAAAAAACACAAGUGAAGCAACAGCAUCAAGCACAAAAUCAAGUACCUGGUCAACCAUAUCUGCUAUGCCUUGCAAGAUUGCUCCUACAACAUCAAUAAUGUGAGCUUUUAUCUUCUGCAACAUUACAGGGGAAUGGUAGCACACUACUCUCUGAAAGCAAGCCUACUACAGAAUCAUCUACUGCUAAAUCCACCUCGGUCUCUGGAGUGCUUCAAAGUUCAACAAUACCAAUAUCCAGAUCUUCAGUUUCUCCGAGUACUACACCACUUCCCAUAAGACCAUUAUACAACAAAAACUUCAGGUACUCAAGAAAUGAGUGGCCCUCCAACAGGUACCUCUGUGUUCCAUUCAUCAGCCUCCAUAUUAAAUUUCAACACAAGUGACGGUCUUUCAACAUUAGAAAUUACAAGUGGAACUAAAACAGUGUUUUCAAGCACUGUACACACUAUAUCUAAACUACUUCCAGAGCUAUCAAAGACAACUGACCUUUCCCUAAAGCAACCCUUUGACACAGAUCCUACCAGGUCUCGAGGUAUCGGUGAAAUGGGCAUUCCAGUAAAAACACAACCAGUGCUUAGAGCAAAAUUAACAACAUGGCACCAAAGACUGUCAACACAUUCCUCAUGGAUCACUCUUCAUUUGAUGGCUGGCAGCCAGUUGGGAGAUAUUUCAAUCACAGAAAAGCUUCCUGGUACCCCAAGUUCACAUUCCAGUUCCGCCACCAGUGAUGGGCUUUCAACAAAGUCAAGCACGUUGUCUGCACUGCAGGGACAACCCUCCAGGAAGACUGCGACUCAGCUUGUCAAUGAAUUAAGCAUUCCAUUGGCAAGAUCUGCUAGCCCUCGAACAAGGGGGUCAAGUCUGUCACCUCUGUCCUCACUGACCACUCUCGAUGUUGGAGCUAGUACCCAGUCAGCUUCUACUUCAGUUACAGCAAAGAUGAUUGGCUCUCUGACGAGUACUCCUAUUCCAUGUCCUCCUUGCUCCUCUUCUCAUUCCACUGCAAGGGAUGAGGUGUCACCUAAGGAACGCCAAAGUAAUGCAAAUAAACUGUUCUCAAGCACUGCAUCCACUUUAUCAGCAGAGCUUCCUAAAGUGUUGUAUACAGUGUCAAAGAUGACUGGCCCUUCUCCAGGACAAGCCUUUCUCAUGGAUUCCACUAGUGAAAUGACUUAUCAGGCUUCUGUUGAGGGAGUUGAUGAAAUGAGACAUGAAAGUCUUCUAUCGAUGUUCAGGAAAUUGAAGCCUAACCUGUUGACACGGUCAUCUCUGACGAAUGUUGAUGUUUUAGGUACAAGCCAGCCAGUCAAAGUACAGAUUACAAGUAGGACUCGACAAACAAUUUCAUCUUCCUUCACAUCCUAUUCUGCCGUAAGUAAUAGUAUUUUAAGCCAGGGCACUAAGAGUAGAACUUCUAAACUGUUUUUAAUACUGGGAUUCACAAUAUCUGCAAUGCAAAGACAGACCUUUCCCACAGAUCCCAACGGUAAGAUGACAACUGACACUCCUACUUCGGGAGUUGGUGAGACAAGCAAUCCAUUGACCAGAUCUACAGGUCGUCUUGGAACAUUCAUAAGCAUGUCAACGCAGUCAUGCAAGAUUGCCGAUUUGAUGGCUCGUAGCCAGCUGAGGUCUACUUCAGUUCUAGCCAAGAUGAUGGAAAAGGGGUAUGUUCUAAAGAGUUCAAGUUCAUCUCACUCCAAGUCCCAUUUCAGCAGCUCUCCCACAGAACCCACCAAGACUACGCAUUGGAUGGGAACAAGCUAUCCACUGAAAAGCCAUGGAAGUCUUCCAGCAACAUGGAGGCAAAGACUGUCAACUCAGCCUUCACAGACAUCUCUUGAUGUGACUGCACGUAGCCAUUCAGGGCAUACUACAGUCAUGGCAACCAUAAAGGGCUCCCCAACAAGUACCCCAGUGCCAAGUCCAUCUUGCUCCAUAACACAGGAACCCAGGAGUACAACCGCUACACUGUUCUCAAGCACUGCUUAUACAUUAUCUGCACUGUCUCCUGGCAUGUUGCCUACAGCGUUAAAGACUACUGACUAUUCCCAAGUUGGUGAAGCAAGCAAUCUACUUACAAGAUCUGCAGGCCUGGAGCAAAGAGUGUCAAAUCAGUUCUCGCUGACAGAUGUGACUGCUAGCAGCCAUCUGGGGGCUACUUCAGUCACAGCAAAUGCUACUGGCUCUCCAAGUGCCCCAGUUCAAAGUUCAUUUUGAACCCUGCCCCAAUCCAGCACAAGUAAUGGUCCUUCAACACUGCAACCUAGUACACAAUUUCUGAUUGCUAAAACAAUCCCUGCGUUACUGUUGCCUACAUUGCUUCCAGGGAAGUUCCAUUCAGUGUCACAAACUACUGACCAUUCGAAAGGACAAACCCUUCCCACUGAUCCCACCAGUAAGAUACCAUCUCUUCCUAACAGGCAAGCAAAGCUGACUUCAGCCAUAGGCUCUCUAACAAGUACAUUGGUGCCCACAUCCUCUUACUUGACCUCUCCUCCCACUACAGGAGAUGGUCUUUCAAUAGGGAAACCAAGGAGUAAAACUGCUGAGACUGUUCAGCGUUCUCCAGGACAAAUCUUUCCCACAGAUGCCUCCAGUGUGGUGACUGCUGCUCAGAGUGUCGGUGGAACAAGCAAUCCACCGAUGAGAUCUGCAGGUCUUCCAGCAACAUUCACCACUUGGAAGGCAGGACAACCGCCAAGUAGUAGUCCGUCUCUGCCCUUGUCAGUCAAAGCAAAGGCUACUGGAACUCGAACUACCUCUGUGUGAAGUUCAACUCAUUGGUAUACAAUAUAGCCACAGCUCCAGUGAAGGCCUUGCCUCUGCAGUUCAGAUUAAGUGUGGUUGAUGCCAGAGGUACUUGGAAGAAGGCUUAUAAGAAAAAUAAUCUUGAGAGACAAAUCAAAGCAACUGCAAGUAAAAUGAGAACCGGUUAUGGCAAUGGUGUUGUGUGUGGUGGGUUUUUUUUUUUUUUCGGCUAGUGAUGGGGCAGGAAUUUUUAAACCCUGGAAUGUGUAUAUUACUUCUGUUAUGACCGUGUCAUGCUGCACUCUUUGUAUUAUAUAGUGUAUGUUGCCAGACGGCUAUUUACAUUUUGUGUUUGGUGCAAGGAACACCGUCUAGUAUAGUACUCGGGAAUGUCCAUACCAAGUUUCAUCAAAAUUGGAUGAGUGGUUGUGAAGGUUUUCUAAACCAUAUAGGGUUGAAGCGUGCCAAUGCAACUGUGUGGUCAUAGGCCUGUACUGUAUCUCUGCAGUGCAUUGCCAUGACAACAAACCAGGAUCAGCUUUAGAAAUGUUAUCAGUUACAAAAGACAAUAGGUGUACAUUUCUGUACUUUUUGUCAUUUUACGAAAUAUACUCAUUUCACAUACUCUAAUUGUUGUGCUUUAUUGCUAUGUAAUGUACAUUUUUGCUGUGAACAAGGCAUUUACCUUUGUCUCCCUCUAGUGGUAUGUAAUGGAGUUGUUCAUUCUGCUUACUUUCUUUUUCCCUUGGAUGGACUGGGCUUUCACACUUCAGUAUGAUGGUACAUUUCUGGAAACGAGGAUUCACACAUUUUUUCUGGAUGAAGCAGAUCUCCACUCCUCAAGCUGUGCAAGUCACUUCUCAAUUUAACCACCAGAAGGAGCCACUGAGUGAUUGUGGCUGCACAUUUUCUAUUCCUGAAGCUGAGCUUCAUUACACAACAUCACAGCUAUUUAACAGUAUAUGAAGUUUGUUGUCUGUGUUGCUCACUUCUUUUUUUUAUAACCUGGGUCAGUGGGCCAUGGUGUAUUAACAGUUACCUGAAGCCAUCUUUGCCAGUCCAUGUCAUUAUGAGGUAUUCAUCGGCAUAGAACUGGUGUAAACCCCUCAGUACUAUUAGCAAUGACAGUCUGGCCACAGUGCACGGGGAGGAGGUGUUCCGACAGGAAUGCCAGCCCCCCACGAGCUUCGACAUCGUCCGAACCAUCGUCACGUACGCCGAGCGCUUGCCUUCUGGGGGGGGCUCCAUGGAAGAUUGAUAUCUGGUCUGUGGAGUCGAAUGGGUUUAGUCUGACAAACCUGCUUCCCAAGAAGCUGUCAGUCAGGUUUAUGACCCUGCAAAUGGGCCUUGCAUCACCAGGACUCCCUCAGAGUAGAUUCGACAUCCUCCAAGGGCUGAGCAAUAAGGAAGGGCUCUGUCAUUUUGAUGUUGACCUGGUGUUCGCUCCACCUGCUCCAACUCCUAAGGCAGUCCUGGAUUCUCUGCUGGACUCCAUCGAUUCCAAUGAGAGCCUGGGCGGGAGCGCCCUCCAUGUGGAUCGCUACUCUGUCAUAGCCGGGGGUGUGACAGUGGAAAGACCCUUCAAGGAUCAGAAUGUGCCAGGGUACGGAGUUGCCAUCAUUGUUAUGUGUGGACUUGUAUUGAUUGGAGCCCCAUUUCUAAUACUGGCGGUCCUACGUUUCGGAUUGUGCAGAGCCUCGAAAGGAGAGGCUGCUGGGAACAUUGAGAGGAACGUUGAUCAGGAAGACCUGGAGGUUGAGGGGGCAGUGUUCCUCAACACCAGAACACACGUCAACUCUCAGGAUAUCCUGCGCCUGCUCUACAGACUAGCCAACCAGUCUGUGGAUCUGACCAGCCUCAAUGUCAAUGGUAUUGGAGCCGAUGUCCAGAUUGUCCCUCUAAAUUUCCGGAUCCUAAACAGGAAGUACGAAACGGGCCUGCUGGAUCGCACUUCGAAAUAUUUUAAUGCUCUUGGAAAUGAAGCUGGCAGCAGCGUAUAUGCUGUACUCAAGUUAUAUUACAAAACAUUAAUGCAAGUGGUGAUUCGAAAGUUUACGAAGGGCUCUGUCAUUUUGAUGUCUGACCUGGUGUUUGCUCCACCUGCUCCAACUCCUAAGGCAGUCUUGGAUUCUCUGCUGGACUCCAUCGAUUCCAAUGAGAGCCUGGGCGGGAGCGCCCUCCAUGUGGAUCGCUACUCUGUCAUAGCCGGGGGUGUGACAGUGGAAAGACCCUUCAAGGAUUAGAAUGUGCCAGGGUAUGGAGUUGCCAUCAUUGUUAUGUGUGGACUUGUAUUGAUUGGAGCCCCAUUUCUAAUACUGGCGGUCCUACGUUUCGGAUUGUGCAGAGCCUCGAAAGGAGAGGCUGCUGGGAACAUUGAGAGGAACGUUGAUCAGGUCAGGAUGAAUAACCUCAACCCCAGCUCUUCUCACACGUCCUCCUCCUUUGCCCCUUGAGGAAUGCAGUGCAGGUUCCAGCAAGGGAUUAAGCUCCAAUAUCUGUGACGUUUGCAUCACAUAUUCCACUUUACCCAGGAAUAUGCUUUCUUUUACUGCAAGAUACAUUUGAAUGUUCUGUAUGUCAACAAUGCUGCAGUAACUAACAGAAUCUCAUUGUCUUGGUCUCCCAUUGGUUUUAAAGGUGUCUUUAUCAAGCCUUUAAAAAUGCUUUCUUACAUUUAACAUAAUUCUCCAAGCCCUUGUUGUUUUACAGUCCUGGUGCACAGAUGCGCUAGCUUUUUUUACUCCGGUAAACACCUCAACACUCAGUUCAUGGUGGAAGUGCUUUGAUCUCUCUCUGCGUGCUGUGUUACUUGUAAAUAGACCCCACAUUUUGUGCAACGUAGAACACUAGGGUAAGGCCCAGGUGGGAUCCAGUGUCCCCAAACAUAGCAGGUAUUGGCUAUCAUGGUUAGUGAAAAUAAAGUCUGAAAAAAAGAAGGGCUUGUAAGAAUGAGAGUUCCAAAUGAUUACUACCUCAUUAAGGCAGUAAGGUGGUUUAGUGGUUUGAGCAAGAAGUUUACAGCGCUGAGCUCAAGCAGUGAUGCAGAGUACCCGAGCCUCACUCCCACCUUGAUGUACAGGAAAUCACUAGAAAACAGUGCAUUCAAGUAUGUCAGUCAUAAUUAAACAACAACAGUAAUGUUCUGAAGCCAAUGUUCAGCUUGAGUGUGAAUUAUCAACAUGGUCUUAUACUGAGACCUGCUGCUAUUGUUCCCAAGUCUGUUCCAUUUUAAUGUAUGCCUGUGUGGAUGGGGGUGUCAUGCUCUGAGUCAUGGUGCUGACAUGCCAUAUAUAUAUAUAUAUAUAUAUAUAUAUAUAUAUAUAUAUAUAUAUAUAUAUAUAUAUAUAUAUAUAUAUAUAUAUGUGUGUCAGUAUGAAGGAACCUCUUGUAGGCAGUGUCUUGGAACAGUUUGAUUUAUUACUAUGGCAGGAAUAUUGACUACUGCCAUAUCUUCUAUACAGUGAUCUAUCUACAAGUGAAUUGGUCAGUUACCAGUUGUGAUGGAGCGCUGUGUAGUAUAGCUUGCCUGAUACUUCAAAUUGUGUUAUCUAUUUAUAUAUUUCUAUAUCUAAAUAUAUCUAUUUUUAAUUAAUGUAUGGUUGUAUUGUGUGUGACCUAUACAUAUUCAGUGUUAUUUAAAGAGCGUAAAGAUCAGUAAUAAAAUCUUAUUUGCA